UCUUAAGACGGAACUACCUUUAUUGUUUAGAACCUGGUGCAUAGUUUAGUUCUGUUUCCGAUAGAUUUCACACCGUCUGCUUUAUCUGCUGCGAAAACAAGACGCUGACUGGAAGUGAAUGGAUUUCGCUUUAAAGCGGAUUCUUCGUGACAUGUGGCUGAGGACAGAAGCCACAGCUCUGCUUCCUUCAACCUGACCUGAUAUCCGGAGUAUGGAGCUGGUGUGGUGUCCGGAUAGCACAGCACUUCUUCCGCCCGCUGGAGCCGGCAGGUGGCGGGUGGAGUAACCCGGCGGCAUGCGGACAGACGUGGAGUACAGCCCGGUGCCCAGCCCGGUGGGAGAGGGGCUGGGGAUGCGGGACUUCUGGCUGUAUGCGUGGCUGCGGAGGGCUGCGGUGGUCGCGGCUCACGUCACCGGGCUGGGCCUGACCCUCAUCAUCUCCCUGCUGUCCAGACCCGGAACCAGUCUGUUUUCUUGGCAUCCGGUGUUGAUGUCUGUUGCUUACUGCCUGUGUUUGACUGAGGGCAUCCUCCUCUUCUCAGCGGAAGGAUCCCCUUUCUGCUUCAUAUCUCGUAAAUGUAAACUCCGUCUCCACUGGUUCUGUCAAGCUCUGGUCCUGAUAAUCGCAGCUAGCGGGCUGGGCUUCAUGGUGGCCAGUAAGAACCUCUCAGAGCACCCCCACCUGGUCAGCUGGCACAGUCUGCUGGGCGUCUGCACCCUGGCAGCCACUGCUCUCCAAGCAGCUGUUGGUAUGUGUGUGAUCUUCCCUAAGCUGCUGCACCUCUCCUCCUCUCUACCCAAACUGAAGCUGUACCAUGCCACCUGCGGCCUGGUGGUCUACCUGCUGGCCACAUUCACUGUGGUGUUGGCUAUGUUCUCAGACUGGUUCCAGGCCACUGUGAAAGGGGUGACCUGGUGGGCCUUCUUCCUGCUGCCCUUCUUCCCUGCCCUGGUGGUGAUGAACCAGAUAACUAGCGCCUACCUGCUCCGCAAGAAGAUCACCAGCUAGGAAGCACAUCUAAGAGUCCGUUACUUUGUGUACCAAGUGACCACACUGGAUUCCCACAGUGAUGGAAGAAGGAUUCCUCAGUUCAAAGUAAAACAGCUAAAUGUAAAGGCUUGACACAUUGGUAGUCCCAUAGGCAGUAGAAGAAUGAAACACCUGGGUGUCUGUUUUACAUCACAGGUCUCUGAAAGGAAGUGUUACUUUCAGCAUCUCUCUCAUUACUAAGUAACUCGAGUGAGUAAUGUUUAUUGGUUAAAAGGGCAGGGUGUCUGGGAUCAAAUAUGCAUUGUUAAUCUGGGAUUUCUUUGUUAUCAGAUUAUUCAGCUUCUCCAUUUAGAUGAAAUUGUGAAGCCAUUGUUCACCAGCUCACCCUAUUUCUGAGUGCUGAGGUCACACAUUUACUCCAUCUGAGGAACAAGUAACAUAAUUAGUGGAAACAAAUACACACAUUUUUGGCAGAAGUUAUGACCUUCAGAAUAUGGAUGUUGUGUGCACGGAUUUUCAUAUAUGCUACCCCUGAUACCUCCUGGACAGAAACUUAUAGCACUUCAACUCAAAAGAAUAGAAUAGCACUAUGUAAAAUAAAUGGGUAACUAUGUCAUUGUAUACACAACACCCAGAGGAAUAUUUGCACUACAAAUGCAGGGAAAUGAAAAGUCUCAGACACUGUUGGGUGGUUUUCAGAAGGGCUGUGAGGCACCUGCUGCUGUUCAAGCUUCAGUGAAGAAUGAGCUAUGGAUGAUUCUAUACCAGCCUGUAAAUACUAUUUAUUGAUUGAUUUGUUUUGUGUGUCGUCUGUUUUGGCUGCUUGCAGGAGCUAAAUGAAGCAAUACAACAUGAAAGCUCCAUCAAUUAACUUUGAAUCAAAUGAUAAUGUAAAAUGUGAAAGUAAUUAGAAUAUCACUUAUCAUGCUGGUUGUUCUAGUUUAAGGACACCUCCACUCUUUGGUUCAGUUUUAUGUCUCUCAUUAAUGGAAUAGUUAAAAUCCCUCAUUAUCUACUAACCACUAACACUUUUUGAGUCACAGGUAAACUUUGUUGCAGCCAAAUCCAAUACAAUUGAUUUCAAUGGUGAGUCCUUGAGACGUAAUAAAGCAACAGAACAAACACAACAUGCCUCCAUACUCCUCCUGUGGUGUCAUACAAGUGUCUGUAAGCCUGACAUUCAUUUACACAACGUUUUAAUCCUAAAUGUCCACUGAUAUUUUACCACGAGGUGCAUUCAGGGGCCGUCAGAAAUCCUAAUGUCCACUAGUUAAGCCACUUCUGGCGCGAGCAGUAUGGAGGCAUGUGUUUCUUCUGUUUUAUUACAUCACUAAUGUGCUACACUGUUUACCCCUGAGACUCCAAAAGUAUUUUGUGGACUCGAACACUUCACCCACACCUCAUCGGCGAUGGAGGUGUGAGGGGUGAGUAGAUAAUGAGGGAAUUUAAAUUUCUGGGUUAACUAUCCCUUUAUAUUUAGUUGGCCGACACAGUUUUCAACUAUCUGGUGAAAAAAAUUGAAGGUGUAGCAGUUGAACAGUAAGGUAUUUUUCUCAGGAGUUGCUGGAGAGCAGACUACAGCUAAAAGGCUAAAAUGUCACUCAGUAGAGCACACGCCUCCACCAAGGCUGAACAAUCCUACACAUGCUUUCUAGUCCUUAAAGUAUUAGUAUAAAAGAAAAAUAAGUGAUUUGAUAAUCAAAUUAUGUAUUUGCGAUUUAAAUGUAGUCCUUAACAGUGGACCUGAAAACCAAAGUAAGAGAUAUUUUACAUGUGUAUCUGCUCAAGAGAAAUACACCUAACACAAUCUUAUAUGACAUAAAUUAUGUGCUUGAAUAAUACUUGUAUUUGGAUCCACAGCAAAUUGCAUCAGCCAAUAAUUAUCAGCCCAACAAUAAUAAAUAUGCCUGUUUUUUUAAAUCAAGAUUUGUGUCUUAUUCCCAGAACAAAUAUCACUAAUUUAGAAAGUUUACCAAGGUUUCUAUGUUAACAGUGAAAAUGAAUUCCUGGAUCUUCCCUUAAUAUGCACCGAAAUAUAACGGGUUCCUCCAAGGCCCAGGCUCCACCUCUCCACCAUAGUCGGUGGAAAUCACUUUAGUAGUAGUAGUGUCGUUUUUGUGUAAUCCUGCUGACAAAUAAUCAAACAAACAGACUUGGGUGAAACCAUAACCUCCUUUGCAGUUGUAAAGAUUGAAUGUUGAACUUUUUCUUUGUUAGGUGGGCCUGCAUACUACUCCAAAUGAAUGUCUCGUGGAUAAAGUAAUUGUCAUAGAAUUGAAGAUUUCAGAUUUUGAUUGUCAAUAAAUUUGCACAACGUU
Limanda limanda (common dab) is the source of this 3309-nucleotide messenger RNA. RefSeq names its product probable transmembrane reductase CYB561D1 (gene cyb561d1). NCBI's taxonomy places the organism in Eukaryota, Metazoa, Chordata, Actinopteri, Pleuronectiformes, Pleuronectidae. Bases 296 to 1009 code for a protein of 237 amino acids. Gene Ontology annotation, molecular function: transmembrane monodehydroascorbate reductase activity. The transcript has 3 exons. The record is from RefSeq and is a predicted model, not a curated record.